Molecule: messenger RNA, 1626 nt
Organism: Acanthosepion pharaonis
Lineage: Eukaryota; Metazoa; Mollusca; Cephalopoda; Sepiida; Sepiidae
Source: the annotation of a GenBank genome assembly
AUGUAUCUAUCUAUCUAUCUAUCUAUCUAUCUAUACACGACUAUCUUCUGCUCAUAUCUAUCUAUCUAUCUAUCUAUCUAUCUAUCUAUCUAUCUAUCUAUCUAUCAAUUUCUUCUUAAUUUGUCAACAUAUUUAUCUAGGAGAGACCAUCAUUUUCCAUCGCUUCUAUCUCUCUCUUUAUCUCUCGGUAAUAUGAUUCCUUUGCUGAUUCUUACUGCUGCACUUGUCUCGAUGGGAGUAGAAGGGACGGGACGCCGCGUAUGUUAUUAUACUAAUUGGUCACAAUAUCGACCUAAUGAAGGAAAAUAUCUUCCAAAAAACAUCAAUGCCACCCUCUGUACGCAUAUAGCUAUCGCCUUUGGGAAAAUAACGGACACUUUAGGACCAUUUGAAUGGAACGAUGAAUCGACCCCUUAUCGCGAAGGGACGUUUGAUCAAAUAGUCAAAUUAAAGUUGACGAAUCCUGGUCUGAAGGUUUUGCUCUCCGUUGGCGGAUGGAACGCUAAUAGCAAACCAUUCAAUAGAGUUCUAGAAUCAAAGAUGAAAACAGUAAUGUUUGCUGAGCAAGCCGCUGGGUAUCUGCGCAAAAAAGGCAUGGACGGUCUUGAUGUUGAUUGGGAAUACCCGACUAACAAACAAAAUUACAACACUUUCAUCCAGACUCUGAAGAAUGCUUUUAUUGAAGAGGCCAACAAAAGUGGAAAGGAAAGACUUUUAUUGACAUCAGCUGUGCCAGCCGGAAAAUUUAAUAUCGACCGAGGCUUUGAUAUUCCUUUUAUUUCAAAACUCAUGGAUUUCAUCACAGUUAUGACGUACGACUUGCAUGGUUCGUGGGAGAAAUACACUGGCCAUCACAGUGCAAUGUAUGCCGGGGAUUGGGAAACUGGACCUGAAAGAUACUUAAAUGUGGAUUGGAUCAUGGAUUAUUGGCAUAAACUUGGAGUUCCAAAAUCAAAACUCAAUCUCGGUUUGCCUACGUAUGGUCGCUGUUUCACUCUAGAAUCCAUUCACAGGGACGGGGUCAAUGUUCGAACAAAGGGAGCCAGCACUGCCGGCAAAUAUACAAGAGAACAAGGAUUCCUCUCUUAUUAUGAGAUAUGCAAAAUGAUUAAAGAUGGCGCCAAAAAAAUGUAUAUUCCUGAUCAAAAGGUUCCAUAUAUAGUCAAAGAUGAUCAAUGGUGUGGAUAUGAUGAUAUUCCAUCUCUCAAGGUGAAACUUCAGUACGUGAAGUCCAAAGGUUUUGGUGGUGUCGCAGUUUGGUCAAUGGCUUUGGAUGAUUUUAAUGGAAUUUGUGGCCCAAAAUACCCUCUCAUGACAGCCAUCUUUAACGAAAUGGGAGGCAACGACAUUCAUGGAUAUCCAACAAAUGCAUUACCAGAAAAAGAUACAACCUCUGCGGAUUAUCAACACAGCAACAGGUGGAUCACUGAUGGGUUUAUAAGCUGGAUGACGACUCAUGGGUCGGUGAGCUGGGAAACGACUACCCCGAAGCCAACGAUCAGUGAAAUAAAACCGACAGAUCCAUGUUUGGGCAAAAUGAAAGGCUUCAUGCCCCAUGCAGAUUGCAAAAAGUUUUAUAUAUGCUCUAACGAUUUAAAGAGUGAAAACAUGACGCAAAGUUUAUAG